AAAAUAGUCGGCCAUUAUUGGCAUUUGCCAUUAUUUGUGAUUCUUUCAGCAAUUUAAUUCUGUAUUCCUUUAUAAACGACUCGCAAGUGCAGCAACGCAUUUAUCGUCGCCGAUUUGUUAUAAUAUGAGUAAUGUACCCAAACAAAAUGGAUCAGGUCUAGAGCAGCAGUUUGCUGGUCUGGACUUGCAGGGUGACACUAAAUCUAGUUCAGCCCCAAGCAAGUACGUUCCACCACAUCUUAGGAAUUUACAAAAUAAUUCACAAGAUCAAGGAAGAGAUAACGAAAGGGAUAGUAGAGAUUACAACGGAUCUCGUCAAUCAGGUUCCUAUAAUAGAUCGUCAGAUUUGUUUAGCCAAGGAAACGACCGUCGAGGUGGUCGUAGAGAUGAUUAUGAAGAUCGUUCCUACAAUGGAUCCUCGAAUUCCAAUUAUGGUGGAGGACGAAGUGGAGGAGGUUAUAGAAACAAUUACCGUAAUGAUAGAGAAGGCGGCGAUUGGUCGCGUUUCAAUCAAGGUGUUGGAGGCGGUGGUAGCAGGUGGCAAGAAGGAAGACGAUCUGAAAAUCGAAGAGGUCGAUGGGAUGAUUCAAAUGCUACUAACCAAGAUUGGACCAAACCACUUCCACCUGAUGAACGUUUGGAAGAAGAGUUGUUUGGCAAUCGAAGUACUGGCAUUAAUUUUAAUAAGUAUGAAGACAUUCCUGUUGAAGCAACUGGUGAAGAUGUACCACCUCAUAUUGAUACAUUUGAUGACAUCAAGCUGACAGAAAUUAUAAGGAUGAACAUAGCUUUGACCCGUUAUGAUACACCAACUCCUGUACAAAAAUACGCUAUACCAAUUAUUAUAGGACGCCGUGAUGUCAUGGCUUGUGCCCAAACAGGAUCAGGCAAGACGGCAGCUUUUUUAGUUCCAAUACUCAACCAAAUAUAUGAAAAGGGGCCAGCUGCUUACAAUGGUGGACCAAAAACUCAAUCUAGAAGAAAAUAUCCACUUGGCCUGAUUUUGGCACCUACCAGAGAACUAGCUACUCAAAUAUAUGAUGAAGCAAAAAAGUUUGCUUAUCGCUCUAGAGUACGCCCUUGUGUUGUCUAUGGAGGCUCACAUGUAAUGGAUCAAAUUCGAGAUCUUGAGCAAGGAUGCCAUCUUUUAGUGGCAACUCCUGGUCGCUUAGUGGAUAUGUUAGAAAGAGGGAAAAUUGGAUUAGAUUUUUGUCGUUAUUUAGUGUUAGAUGAAGCUGACAGAAUGUUGGAUAUGGGUUUUGAAACUCAAAUAAGGCGUAUUGUAGAAAAAGAUUCAAUGCCUCCACCCGGUGACAGACAAACUCUCAUGUUUUCAGCCACAUUUCCUAAAGAAAUUCAAAUUCUAGCAAGAGAUUUUCUUGAUAACUAUAUUUUCUUAGCAAUUGGUAGAGUAGGUUCAACGUCAGAAAAUAUUACUCAAAAAAUAGUCUGGGUUGAAGAUCGAAAUAAAAGAUCAUAUCUACUAGAUUUAUUAAAUGCCACUCCUAUUAGAACACAACCUGCUGAAUCAUUGAUUUUGGUAUUUGUUGAAACAAAAAAAGGUGCUGAUUCUUUGGAAGAAUUCCUCUAUUCUAAUGGUUACCCAGUAACUUCAAUUCAUGGUGACCGAACUCAGCGUGAACGUGAAGAUGCUCUUAAAAGUUUCCGGUCAGGAAACACUCCUAUUUUAGUUGCUACUGCAGUUGCAGCUAGAGGAUUAGAUAUACCUCAUGUAACACAUGUUAUUAAUUAUGAUUUACCAUCAGACGUUGAAGAGUAUGUACAUCGUAUUGGACGUACUGGACGUAUGGGAAAUUUAGGUUUGGCAACAUCAUUUUUCAACGACAAAAAUCGUAAUUUAACUAGAGAUCUUAUGGAAUUAAUUACUGAAUCAAAACAAGAAUUACCGGGAUGGUUAGAAAGUAUGGCUAGUGACUUUAGAAUGAACAGUGGUAGAAGAAAUAAUGGAUCAAAAGGAGGUCGCUUUGGGGGUUCUGGAUUUGGUUCAAGAGAUUACCGUACUCAAAGCAGUAUGCCACCCUCACGAGGUAGCUCAGGACCACCUCGCAGAGACUAUGGUGGAGGUGGCAGUAGCAAUGGUAACUCAAGCAACCCUUAUUUUCCAGGAAGUGGAUUUUACAGUGGUGGCAAUUAUGGAGGAUCUUAUGGUGGUAACACUACUUCCAAUGGAAAUUCCAAAUCACCCGAUUGGUGGUCCCAGUCAUAAAAGUGUGGUAAUUUAUUAUGAUAUGUCAUUGAUCAUUGGUUAUAUAUAUAUAUAUAUAAAUAUAUACAUAUACAUAUAUAUAUAUUUAAAGUUUAGAAAAUCAGUGAAUUAAAUUUUUUUAUAAAUUGAUAUAUGCCUCUUAAAUUUAGGUUAACUUGAUAGUCUACUAAAUUCAUUAUGUGUAUAAAAUUAAUGAAAUAAAUUUUAAACAAAGUAUGUUUUUAUUAUUUUUUUUAUUUUUGAUUUUAAGCUUUGUUUUUAGACUGUAAAUCAUCUAAUAUUUAUAUUGAGAUUUAGCUCUAAUUCUUUGUUCAAAAUGAGUAUUAAAUAAAAUGUUACGCAUUUAA
Molecule: messenger RNA, 2574 nt
Organism: Daktulosphaira vitifoliae (grape phylloxera)
Lineage: Eukaryota; Metazoa; Arthropoda; Insecta; Hemiptera; Phylloxeridae
Gene: bel
Product: putative ATP-dependent RNA helicase Pl10
Exons: 13
Coding region: 125-2227 (700 amino acids)
Biological process (GO): gamete generation; cell differentiation
Cellular component (GO): P granule; nucleus
Molecular function (GO): RNA helicase activity; ATP binding; RNA binding
Source: RefSeq, a predicted model, not a curated record